AUGGUGCUGAACGACUACCAGACGAUCGACCGCGAGGGCCGCUUGAUGGGUCUCGGGAAAUUCAGCCCUCCGCAAGACUGGGACACCGGGCGCAACAGAACGUGGCACUUCUCCUACCAGCGUGUCGGCUUUGCCAACAAGGUCCACGUGUUUUGCUCGUGCAACCCGGAUGGCAAGUUCCUCGUGCAAGCGACGGAGGAGGGUCGAGAGCAUGCCGCAGCGCAGGAUCCACCUCCGGGCGAGAGGCAGUACGCGGCACAGCCGACAUCGGUGGGUGUCCACCGCGUGGGCCUGCAGCUGCAGAACUACGUGGUUGACCCCAAGGCCUCAGACUGGGAGGAGCUGUUUGGCAACGAAGGUCACUUCAGUGACUUCAUGAGCCAGUACAUUAUUUCCGCCCUGGAGGCCGACGCCGUGCGUGUCGACCCUCCCAAGGGUGGCGGCACGCGUUCGUGGGCGUACCGCGGCAGCGUGCCUGAUUCGCCCCCGUGGCUCCUGUACCUCGUACUCACCGGGGCGGGCGCUGGUGGCUGCUACUGGCUCUACCAGGCCUUGACGGGCUCGAACGAGAAGGGGGAGACGUGA
This is a messenger RNA of Pedinophyceae sp. YPF-701, 585 nucleotides long. The record is from the annotation of a GenBank genome assembly. NCBI's taxonomy places the organism in Eukaryota, Viridiplantae, Chlorophyta, Pedinophyceae.